Messenger RNA from Penicilliopsis zonata CBS 506.65, 876 nucleotides. RefSeq lists its product as hypothetical. Lineage: Eukaryota; Fungi; Ascomycota; Eurotiomycetes; Eurotiales; Aspergillaceae. The transcript has 3 exons. Bases 1 to 876 code for a protein of 291 amino acids. The record is from RefSeq and is a predicted model, not a curated record.
AUGGCCAACCAACUCGUCUGGCUCAUCACCGGCUGUUCAUCUGGCCUCGGGGAGGCUGUUGCCUAUGCCAUUCUUGCCAAGGGCGACAAAGUCGUCGCGACGGCUCGGCCUCGCGACGGUGUCAGCGGUAGGGAACGUCUCGCUGCCCUUGAGGCUGCGGGUGCUGCAGUCGUCGAGCUCGAUGUGACCGAGUCGCAGGAGAGCCUGGAUGCCAAAGCGAAGCAGAUCUGGGAUAUAUACGGUCACAUCGAUGUCCUGCUCAACAACGCGGGGUUCAUUGAUGCCGGCAUAUUUGAAGAAAUCAAUGAGCAAGUUCUCGUCAACUCCCUCCGGAACAAUGUUCUCGGUCCACUGAAUCUCACCCGGUCGUUUCUACCGUCCAUGCGCGCCCGGCAGACGGGUACGGUGCUGUUCAUGUCGUCCGUGGGCGCCUACUACGGCGCCCCGGGGGCAUCGAACUACUCAGCAUCCAAGGGCCUGCUGGAAGGGAUUGUGCCGAACAUGGCCGCCGAGCUUGCGCCGUUUGGUAUCCGAUUCUGCCUGCUGACGCCAGGCUACUUCCGUACCAAGGUCAUGACGCCGGGAAAUAUCCACUACUUCAGUGGCCCGAACCAGCGCUCGGAGUACAAGGAGAUGAACAAGUUAGUCCAGGACCACUGCAAUGCCGCGGACAGCAAGCAGCCGGGGGAUCCCCACAAGGCGGCAGUGCUCAUCGUCGAUGCGGUCCGCGCAGAGGGCCGUUGUGCAGGCAAGACCCUGCCUCUGCGACUCCCAAUAGGCCCGGAUGGGUUCAAGGCCGUCAAGGACAACUGCGCUGAAAAGAUGGCCAUCUGCGAGGAAUGGGGGGAGAUCAUGGCAGACACGGAUCUUAGCUAG